AUGGAAGUUGAACGCCCUGCUUCACGAGCGCACCGCCACCUAGGCCCUCCCACAAAGCAGAUCACACCUGUAAACGCAAAGAAAAGUGUCUCAGUAGCCGCGAUAUUCAAGCAGCAAGCGCGCAAGACGAAGCAAAUGGACACUACGCCGCAAGCCGAAUCUAGCAUUUCCAAACUAACUGGGGGACAACCCUUGAUCGCGAAGUCGAUGAGUGUCAGGUCAGGGUCUAGCGUGCGCAACCCACAGAAGGCAGAUGGGAGAGUCUCAAAGAACAGGUCGGAUGUGCAUCUACUAGCUGUAGCCUUCCGAGACACCAGUGACGAUUACCGUCGCCACCUCUACAAGUCCACGACGCUGAAGAUCAACAAGACCCUCGAAGCGCUCCUCACCUCACUGCACGAAAGCACCUUGCAGACUGUCCCCACAAACGACAGCCAGCAGGACCCCAAUGUCUCACCGCUCAAGCUUUCUGCCCCAGCCAAGUACGAGCAGAUGGCUCUGAAGCUCCACCAACCUCUCUCACCUUACCGACUCACGCUAUGGCGCACCAACACGCGGGGUGAGAAGGAGCGUUUUCAAUCAACCCUCGAGACUCGGAUGGUUCACUACGAAGAGCACAUUGUCGAGCGGACGAACGAAGUUGCCCAACUGCAGAGGGAGUGGGAGAUGGUUGUGGGUGAGAUCUGGAAACUGGGUGUUAGCUGUCUGGGCCAAGGUAUUAUGGAGAGUCUACUCUUCACAGACCAAGGCGCACUAGGACUAUCGUCUUCCCCGUCUAAAGCUACGGAACCCGAGUCUACGCUAUUUGUACCUGAACAAGGGACAUCGUCGCUUCCGCGCAAGACUCGGACUAGCAAGAAGCACGUCACUUUCGAGACCCCGGGUGGACGUGAUGAGCACAAGGCCGCCUCGAUAUCCAUGUUUCCAGCGUGCUUAUACCAGCCGUCGAGAUAUCACAACCAGCCACUUCCCGUGGUUCCGCCCGUAGCAGAGCGAGAAAUCAAGAAUGUUGAGAUGAAAGUGGCUCAGCUGGGUAAAGCGCAGAUUGAUGAGCUCCGCAAGAUUGAGAAGGACCAUCAGGAGUACUGGAAGAAGAAGACUACCCAGGUCGCGACUGCUUUGCAGAAUGAUUGA
This is a messenger RNA of Cucurbitaria berberidis CBS 394.84, 1134 nucleotides long. RefSeq lists its product as uncharacterized. The transcript is spliced from 2 exons. NCBI's taxonomy places the organism in Eukaryota, Fungi, Ascomycota, Dothideomycetes, Pleosporales, Cucurbitariaceae. The coding region runs from base 1 to 1134 and encodes 377 amino acids. The record is from RefSeq and is a predicted model, not a curated record.